This is a messenger RNA of Acanthosepion pharaonis, 1293 nucleotides long. Lineage: Eukaryota; Metazoa; Mollusca; Cephalopoda; Sepiida; Sepiidae. The record is from the annotation of a GenBank genome assembly.
AUGGAAUUAAACAAACAUGGUGCACAAACUCAUGUGGAAGGAUGGUUCGUCGGUGGCUUAUUUGUCAUGAUGGCUCUUCCCAUAUCUUUGUGGGGUAUACUUCAGCAUCUCAUACAUUAUACCCAACCACAUCUACAACGCCAUAUCAUAAGAAUUCUAUGGAUGGUUCCCAUCUAUGCGCUUAAUGCAUGGUUUGCUUUGCGAUUCCCUGAAGCAGCUAUUUAUUUAGAUACCUUGCGAGAAUGCUAUGAAGCCUAUGUCAUUUAUAACUUCAUGAGUUAUCUUCUAAGUUACCUGUGCAGAGAAUACAAUUUGGAAGAAGUCCUCACUUUAAAGGACCAAGUUCAUCAUUUUUUCCCAUUUUGCUUGCAACCUGUAUGGCCUAUGGGAAAUAAGUUUAUCCAGAAUUGUAAACAUGGAGUUCUUCAGUACACAAUAAUACGACCAGCUACAACUUCUGUGGCUUUAAUAACUGCUAUUUGUGGUAAAUAUGAUGAAGGAGAUUUCAAUAUUGAUUCAGCUUGGCCUUAUCUGGUGUUUAUUAAUAAUGCUUCACAGGUGUGGGCAAUGUAUAAUUUAGUUCUAUUUUAUAAAGCUGUAAAGGAGGAACUGCAGCCAAUAAAUCCUAUUCCAAAAUUCCUCUGUGUUAAAGCUGUUGUUUUCUUGUCAUUUUGGCAAGCUGUGCUGAUUGCUGGUUUGGUAAAAACUGGUGUAAUUUCAGAGAAAAAUACCUGGGGAUUUUAUACUGUAAAAAUGGUGGCUAGUGGUCUCCAGGACUUUUGUAUUUGUAUUGAAAUGUUUCUUGCUGCUGUGGCCCAUUACUUCUCAUUCUCACACAAGCCUUUCAUAGACCUAAUGAUAGACAAUUCUAACUGUUGUGCUUCAUUCAUGUCCAUGUGGGACAUUUCAGAUGUUCGAGAUGAUGUCUUAGAACAUGUCAGAGUUGUUGGUAAUGGUGUUGGACAAACUUUGAGGGGUUUCAGUUCAAUUAGAAAAAGUGAAAGAACACCGCUGCUUCAAGAAAAAUCCUCAGAUGUAUCUGCUAUUUCAAAAGAUGCCAAUUCUACUUCUCAAGCAAGGAAUGACCAAAAUGCUAUAGCCUAUCCACACGACACAGAUUUUUUUUCUUUUUUGAGACCUCUCAUCCAAAUAGACUUCUUCUCUUGUAGUCUGUGUGGGGAAAGGCUUUCUCAGCACAAAUUCUUGAAUAAGUCAGCACUCCUGCUUUUCUUCCACAAGUGUAACUUUAAUAUCUCCUUGAAAUCUUCUCUAAUAAAUUCUUCUUCUUCAUGA